AUGAUACCCGGCUAUUCCAAAUGGCACAUUGACGAGGCACGACAACACAUGAUCCACAGAGGGAAGGGUCAGUCUGUCCUCGAACAGCCCAUUUUCCAUAGCAGAAUUGAUGCAGCGAAAGUUGACCGCUUUCUUGAUUUUAUUUCACGCCCAGACCUUCUCCAGGAUGUGGCAUUUGGAACUAAAAAUCUGAAACUCCCCUCUGGCGAGCAUAUCAUCAUUCCAGCAGUAAUAAGAAUGCUGAUUCCCUCCUGUAUCAUUGAACAGUACGCUGCCUACUGCAAGAAAGAAGCAUUCGAGCCCGAUGGCAAAUGUUCACUUUUCAGAAUACUUGAUGUUUGUUCUGCUUCAAUGCAAAAGUCGCUUCAAGGCCUGGACAAUUUCACUGCAGCAGGUGCCCAGGCAUUUCAAAAUCUAGGGGGUGUGGUCCAUACACUUGAAGAAAAUGGGUCCAGACGUUAAUCAGGGGAGGCUAAGAUUAAGGCCUUCAAGGAGGCAAAGCGGUAUCUGAAAACUGACUUCAAGGUGCACAUUAGUCGUCAAGAAGACUGCAGAGACCACUGCACUGUGCAUGCUCUCAGUGAUCCCUCCGAGAGUUCCACUGAUUUCCAAGGAGAGUGCUACCACAAUCACGUAUACCACUGCAAAAGGUGUGAGGCUUUGGAAAGCGUGACUACAGAGAUAUUGCAGGAACUAGAGGAUUCUGAUGCGAGUGAAGAAAAGAAAGCAAGGGUGUUGUUCGAUUACAAAGAGAGUGUCCAGAACAUUAGCGCUUGGAAGGCACACCUUCUACAUUCUGUAAACCAAGAAGAGGUGGGGCAAGAUACUCUCGAUAACCUUAACCAAGAAAACUGUUUGAUUGUGAUGGACUGGGCCAUGAAAUUUCUACCGCAUCAUUACCGUGAACAGAUGAGCAAGUUUUUUGGAAAGCGGGGUAGAAGUUGGCAUGUAAGUGCUGUUAUAACCAAGUCAUUGACUGCUGAGAAAUUCCAAGCUUUGUGCAUCUGUUUAACUCGUGUACCCAGAAAAGCUUCGCUGUAG
This is a messenger RNA of Pocillopora meandrina, 1041 nucleotides long. The record is from the annotation of a GenBank genome assembly. Lineage: Eukaryota; Metazoa; Cnidaria; Anthozoa; Scleractinia; Pocilloporidae.